Coccinella septempunctata (seven-spotted ladybird) is the source of this 3231-nucleotide messenger RNA. It is a transcript of the gene 5PtaseI, whose product is annotated as inositol polyphosphate-5-phosphatase A. The transcript is spliced from 8 exons. The record is from RefSeq and is a predicted model, not a curated record. Gene Ontology annotation, molecular function: inositol-polyphosphate 5-phosphatase activity. Bases 493 to 2280 code for a protein of 595 amino acids. NCBI's taxonomy places the organism in Eukaryota, Metazoa, Arthropoda, Insecta, Coleoptera, Coccinellidae. Gene Ontology annotation, biological process: phosphatidylinositol dephosphorylation.
ACGUGCGAAGUUACCUUCGUCCAAGAAUCCGCGAAGGUUGCGCAUGAAUGUUGUAAAUCAUUUUUUUUUCCGGUCGAUUCGCUCCGGAGUGAAAUCUGAAUGAAAUUGGCCACCGUUCUGUGGUUAUCACCAUAGAAAAAACUAAUUAAUUAUUCGGUACCAAUUUUCUGUGUUUCGGAAGAUGUUCAGACGAAAUGGUAAACAAAAACAACCUUAGAACUAGAUUAAUUUGUGAAUUAAACAAACCGCUGAAUAAAUAAUCGAUUAGGUUGGUUGUGUAUUGAAAUGAUGGAGUGUUGCGUGCGCAAUUUGAUAAAUUAAUCGAAAGUGGUUAGUGCCUUCCGUUCAAGGAACAACUAGCACAGUCUACUUUUGACUAAAAUGUAUACUACUCAAACGACUCAGAGUGAAGAGGAUGUACCUAAUUCAAAAACUCGGCAAAUAAAUUUCUAAAAUUGGAUAUAUCCUAUUAAAAGCUGAAAUCCAAAAAUCAUGGAUUCAAAGACAGUUCCAAUUCUUCUAGUCACUGCCAAUGUUGGCUCUAUUUUUGAAGCUCCUAAUGAUAUGUUGAAAAUUUGGUGUGAAGAAUUUCUUCACACUAUAGAGAAGUUAGAUUGUAAGUUUAUUGGUUUACAUUGCCAAGAAGUUGGAGGAAAGAAUUACGAGAACAGUAUGAAGCAUGUUGAGCAUUUUGUCAAAAUUCUUAUGUCUAGUAAUGAACUAAGGCUUUUCGAUAAAGUACGAGUCUUUUUGGAUGAAGAUUACAGCUCCGUGGAGCAUUUUACUGCAUUAGGAAAUCUCUAUUUUAUUCAUAAUACUAUUGAAGAUAUUUCAAUUUGGGACUUUAAAAAUAAUUCAUUCUUGCCAGUUAGAGGUGAAGAAAUACAUUCUGGAAAUAUUGAAUCUGUACCUACCAAAGAAAAAGCCAAAUUCCCCCAAGAUUUUUUUCCAGAGUGUAAAUGGUCGAGAAAAGGCUACUUACGAACUAGAUGGUCUUUAAAUGGGACAGUGUUUGAUUUAGUCAACAUUCAUCUGUUUCACGAUGCUUCAAAUUUUGUAGCAAUGGAGACCUCACCUUCCAUAUACUCCAAAAACCGUAAAAGAGCGCUGGAACAUACUUUGAAAAGAUUUAACGAUGGUAAAAUACCGUAUUUUUUAUUUGGCGACUUCAAUUUUCGAACAGAUACUAAUUCAGUUGUUAAGAAAAUAACCGAAGGCCUUCAGACUAACAGGGUACAGAACAAUAAAAGUAAUGACCACACCAAAAUCCAAUAUAUAAAUGACGAAGACAAGCUUGUUUUGAUCAUUGGUAAAAAGGAGUUUAGUCAUUCUGAUCUCAGUAGUUGCAAGCCUAGUUGUGUAGAUUUAAAUCCUAAGUGGUUGAAACCUUAUGAUGUGGAAGUAGAACAGUUUAAAGAUUAUAUAACAGAGUAUGCUAUAGAUUUCCCCCCUUCAUAUCCAUUUGAGGAAGAUAUAGAAAAGCCGUCUACAUAUAUGCCAACCCGAUGUCCCUCAUGGUGUGAUAGGGUGUUACUUAGUCAUACAGCCAAAGAACUGAUUAGUGAAGAUCACUCUGUGGGGUAUAAACUGAUGGGGAUGGAUACCUGCAUGGGGGACCAUAAGCCAGUGUAUCUAAGUGCCAUAUUGAAGGGUAAUGCAGGUACAGUUCCGUGUUGUGACCAUGUGCGUUAUCAAUGUUUGCCUGGCCCUUGUCAAUGUUGUCGUUCAAUAGCUUCUGUACAAAUUAACAUAACUGAUAUGAGCGAUCAUAAAUCGUACGGGAGCUAUCAGUAUUUCGCAGAAGUAGAUUCGAAGCUUUUGCAUGAACCCAUUACCAAAGACAUGUUAAUGCAUGAACCUUACACACCGGAGAGUACAGAAUCUCACUCCCCCAUGCCCGAUAAAGUAGAAAACGUAAAAGUAAAUCCUGUACCGCCCAAUUUACUCAAAAGUAAACUGGAAUAUAUACUGGAGUCGGAAACGAAAACUGAACCCAAAGUAUUAGGGCGUUCAAAAUCCGACAUUGAUCAAAAGGAUAUUCAAAUAGGUGAUUUUCUCAGCGAUAGAAGUAAAUCAAUACCAAUGUCUCUUGUACCACAAGCAAAUCCCAUGUUACAAAGAUGCCAACCAGAAGAUAAGUUGAAUUGUUCCACUCAGGAACAAUCGAUGGACAAAGUGUCCGCAAGGGAAGGAGAAAUUGAUGAUAAUCAGAACAGAAAAAAAGAUCGAUUGCACGUUUCAAACUGGAAUAUAAGAAAAAAAUGUUGUUCCAUAUCUUAGUAUCACGCUUGAAUAAUGCAAAAAUUGAAGUUUGUGCUCUACCUGAAGAAAUGAACCUAUAUAAUGUGAGAAACAUGACAAUAUUUUCCCACUGAUAGGUACAUGAGGAAAUAGUUCAAGAAAGGUGUCGCAAGAAAUCUUCACAAAAAAGAAUAGAUAAACUGAGAAAAUAAUUUCACAACCAAUGAUUUUAUAUGCCGAUAAUAAAGUAAAAAAAACAAAUGCAAGUCUGUGAAAGUAACAAAAGAAUAAUUGUUCGCAUAGAUGACAAUAAUUGAGAGUUUCACAUACAAAUAAAAAUGCAUAUUAUUGAAUAUUUAUUACUCGUUAAGAAUAAGGUUUUUGUUAAGUCAAUAAAUUAUUCUAACUCCAAACACUGCUUCCAUCGAGGAACUUAAUUUUUCGCUUUAUAUCGUAUAAAUCCCGUUUCUGCUUGAAGUUUUAUGUAAACUCCCCCAGCACCUUAAACGAAGUUAUACUAAAAAACAUUAUUUUUGCGGACAAUAUUCGAUUAAUGGUUGUUUAAGUGGAUGGUAUAUAGGGUGUUUCAUGCAUGUCACUUUUCCUGAGAAUUUGAUGAUUGACAGCUGAAAUAUUUCAGGCUUGGAGGUACAUACCGGAACUUUGUUAUUUCAAAUGGAACACUCUAUAUUUUCUUAAAUUUUUAGAUUUUUCAUAAAUUUUUAACUACACUUUAUUUGAACUUCUACCUAAACCAAUGAAGAAGCUUUGGUUUAGUGGCAAUUGAGUUUAAAUAAACAGUAGUUAAAAUUUCAUGAACUCAUGAAAUGUAAUAAGAUAUAGGGUGUCCCACAUCAAAGAAAGUUUGGCUCAACUUCCUGUAUAACGGAAAAACCUUCAGGUCAAAUUUAUUCAAGCUUAAUAGUAGCUGUUCAUUCAUUACGUUUAACGAAUUUUCAGGAAAAAAUCUCAUUCAGUCUCUAGAUAUGU